CCGGAAGUUUAGAGCACCUCGCUGGGGAGGAGCAAGAGGACAACGUGUUUGACUGUUUGGAGGAGUUGGCAGCGUCCGGUAAAAUGACGUCCUUUCGUCUGCCUCCUCUACCAACCAUCCGUGAAAUCAUCAAACUGUAUAACCUGAGAGCUCAGAAGCAGCUGUCACAGAACUUCCUCCUGGACUUGAGGCUCACAGAUAAAAUCAUCCGGCAGGCGGGGAACCUGAGGAACGCGUGCGUGUGUGAGGUGGGACCCGGGCCUGGAGGACUCACCAGAUCCAUCCUUAACGCCGGUGUAGCCGAUCUACUGAUUGUGGAGAAGGACUCUCGCUUUAUACCAGGAUUACAGCUCCUAUCCGAGGCGGCUCCUGGGCGAGUCCGAAUCGUCCACGGUGAUGUUCUUGCGUACGGGAUGAACACUGCGUUCCCGGCGCACAUCGCGAAGGUGUGGGAAGACGAGCCUCCUGAACUUCACAUCAUCGGGAACCUCCCCUUCAGCGUCUCCACUCCACUCAUUAUUAAAUGGUUGGAGGAGAUGGCCGACAGGAGUGGACCCUUCGUGUACGGACGCACCAGACUCACGCUGACCUUCCAGAAAGAAGUGGCAGAGAGAUUAACAGCGAGCACCGGCAGCAGGCAGCGCAGUCGUCUGUCCAUCAUGGCGCAGUACCUGAGCACUGUGAAGAACUGCUUCACCAUCCCGGGCCGAGCGUUCGUCCCCAAACCUGACGUGGACGUGGGGGUGGUACACUUCACUCCUCUGGUUAAGCCACACAUCCAGCAGCCCUUUAAGCUCGUGGAGAAAGUGGUCAGGAACGUCUUUCAGUUCCGCAGGAAGCACUGCCACAAAGGACUCGAGAUGCUGUUCCCCGAAGCUCAGAGACUCAGGAUGACGGAGGAGCUCCUGCGGCGCGCCGACCUGGACCCGACUCUCCGUCCAGUCGACAUCUCCAUCAGCCAGUUCAGAGCUUUAGCGGACGCCUACAGCAGGCUGUGCAGAGAAAACCACACGCUGUUCAGCUACGACUUCAGAGACGAGCUGAGACAGAAGCGUCACAGCUACAGACAGACGAAGAGGGAGAGACGCUGA
Molecule: messenger RNA, 1091 nt
Organism: Hemibagrus wyckioides
Lineage: Eukaryota; Metazoa; Chordata; Actinopteri; Siluriformes; Bagridae
Gene: tfb1m
Product: transcription factor B1, mitochondrial
Exons: 8
Coding region: 84-1091 (335 amino acids)
Biological process (GO): rRNA methylation; transcription initiation at mitochondrial promoter
Cellular component (GO): mitochondrial matrix
Molecular function (GO): mitochondrial transcription factor activity; rRNA (adenine-N6,N6-)-dimethyltransferase activity
Source: RefSeq, a predicted model, not a curated record